Molecule: messenger RNA, 4332 nt
Organism: Monodelphis domestica (gray short-tailed opossum)
Lineage: Eukaryota; Metazoa; Chordata; Mammalia; Didelphimorphia; Didelphidae
Source: RefSeq, a predicted model, not a curated record
UAGUCAUAAAGGGAUCAACAAAGAAGAAGCUUGUGUGUUCUAUGAAACAACGGUAUCAGCACUGGGAUGAGUUAUAAUUAAUCCAGCCUAAUACUUAGUAAAGGUAACAGUAACAGAACCUAACAAUAAAAACUUUACAAAGAUUGACAGACAGUAAAGAAAACAUCCCUAUCAAUUGUAAUUCUUCGUUUGACCCUAUAAAUCUAUGAUCCAAGAUACUUCUAACCCCACGACCAUCUAUAAUCUCUUUUUUUAUAAGGCAAUUGGCCCAUUUCACCUUUGUAAACAUUGUUAAAAGAAAUGUAAUAAUUGAUUUAGACUCCGGGCGCCGCUGUUCACCAUUCAGGAAGAGAAAUGCAGGGAGAGAGCCUGCCUAAUUCUCCCAGGUCCUAGUGCACAAAGCACCGGAAGACCCAACCCACACACUCACGAAUGCAGAGAAACACAGCCUCCUAACCUGAAGCUCCAGAUAUAGCCUCUGGACACAGACCACCAGGAAAACAGAGGAGUCACGAGUCAAUCACAGACAGCAGCAGGAAGAAUAUUUCUCAGAGAAGCAAUGGUCUCUUGGCAAAAACACCAGGAUGGUAGAGGCCGAAUCCUGCUUUGUUUUCUUCUAGGGCUGCUAUGGGACACCCUGACUGCGCAAAUCCGCUAUUCGAUUCCCGAGGAGAUGGAGAAGGGCUCUUUCGUGGGCGACAUCGCCAAGGACCUGGGGUUGGAACUUCAGGAAUUGUCGGAACGAGGGGCCCACAUUGUUUCCAGAGGUAAGAAGCAGCAUUUCGCUCUCAGUGUCAGAAGCGGCAGCUUAAUCACCGUGGAAAGAAUAGACAGGGAAGAACUCUGCUCCCAAAGGGUCCAGUGCCUUUUGAAUUUUAAUAUUCUAAUUGAGCAUAACUUGAACAUUUAUUCAGUGGAGGUAGAAAUAACCGAUGUGAAUGAUAAUGCCCCUCGCUUUCGAGCAGAGGAGCUAGAACUAAAAAUCAGUGAAACCACAACUCCGGGAACACAAUUUAUCCUAGAAAGUGCUUAUGAUCCAGAUCUGGGAAUGAAUUCGGUCCAGGGCUAUGAGCUGAGCCCCAACCAUCACUUCUCUCUUCAAGUACAAAGUAGACCUGAAGGAGUCAAGUACCCAGAACUGGUACUGGAGAGGCCCCUGGACUGGGAGGAAGAGCCUGUUCACCACUUCAUGCUUAUAGCAUGGGAUAGGGGAGAACCAGUCCGGUCUGGCACUGCUCGGAUCCGAGUGACUGUCCUGGAUGCAAAUGACAAUGCACCAGUGUUUACUCAACCAAUUUAUACCGUGAAUGUUCCUGAGAAUGUACCUCAGGGGACAGUGCUGCUUAUAGUGAAUGCCACAGAUGCAGAUGAGGGAAUCAAUUCUCAGGUAAGAUAUUUUCUAGUAAAAAUACCUGGGAAGAACUCAGAAAUAUUUCAACUGAAUUCUGUGACUGGAGAACUUCUAACCUUACAAAAUCUGGACUAUGAAGAUGCAGAAUUCCAUGAAAUGGAAGUAGAGGCCCAAGAUGGACUUGGUCUCAGGAGCAGAGCGAAAAUUCAUGUCACUGUUGUAGAUGUGAAUGACAAUGCCCCAGAAGUAACUAUCACCUCUGUCACCAGCUCAAUCCCUGAAAAUGCUCCCCCUGGCACUAUCAUUACUCUGUUCCAUGUGCAUGAUAGAGACUCUGGCAAAAAUGGUCAGGUCCUGUGCUCGAUCCCAGAUGACCUGCCUUUCAAAUUAGAAAAGAAGGUGGACAACUAUCAUUCACUGGUGACUGACAGGGCUCUGGACAGGGAACAGGUGUCUGAGUACAACAUCACAGUGACUGCAGUAGACUUUGGGGGCCCACCUCUGUCUACAGACACUCACAUCUUCUUACAUGUGGCAGACAUCAAUGACAACCCACCCACUUUCAGUCAGUCAGCCUACUCUGCCUACAUCCAGGAGAACAACCCCAGAGGAGCUUCCAUCUACUCCUUGACUGCCCAUGACCCAGACAGCCAGGAGAAUGCCUUAGUCACCUAUUCCCUUGUGGACAGUAACCUCCCCUUGGAGGCACCACCACUAUCCUCCUAUGUCUCCAUCAACUCAGAGACUGGUGUGCUCUAUGCUCUGUGCUCUUUUGACUAUGAACAGUCCCAGGAGCUUCAGCUGAGAGUGACAGCCAGGGAUUCUGGGGACCCUCCUCUCAGCAGCAAUGUGUCCCUGACUCUGUUCAUCCUGGAUCAGAAUGACAAUGCUCCAGAAAUCCUGUACCCUGCCUUCCCCACAGAUGGCUCCAGUGGAGUGGAGCUGGCCCCACGCUCUGCAGAGCCAGGCUACCUGGUGACCAAGGUGGUGGCAGUGGAUGCAGACUCUGGCCAGAAUGCCUGGCUAUCCUACCAUCUGCUCAAGGCCACAGAGCCAAGGCUCUUCUCUGUGGGCCUGCACUCAGGGGAGAUCAGGACUGUCCGGGCAUUCCUAGACAAAGAUGCCCUCAAGCAGAAUCUCCUUGUGGCAGUGACAGAUAAUGGGGAACCUCCCCUCUCUGCCACCAUCAGUGUCACUGUGGCAGUGGCUGACAGCAUCCCUGAGAUCCUCUCAGACCUCAGCAGCCACCCUGCCCCUGAGUCCCAGGAUGACUCUCUCCUCACAUUUUACCUGGUCAUAGCAGUGGCUGUGGUUUCCUGCCUGUUCUUUACCUUCAUUGUCCUGCUGCUGGCUCUCAGACUGAGGAAGUGGUGGAUGCUUCAAGUUGUACAGUCUGCAGCUGACCAUGUGGGGGGAGUGUCCUCCUCACAGUUUUUGGGAAUAGAUGGAGUGAGAGCUUUCCUUCAGACCUAUUCCCAUGAAGUUUCUCUCACCAUGGAUUCUCGGAAGAGUCAGUUGAUCUUUCCUCAGCCCAACUAUGCAGACACCUUGAUAAGUCAGCAGAGUUGUGAACACAAGAAGGAGUCUCCAUUUCCUGCUCAGUCUUUACUUCAAGGAAAAGAUGAACAAACAUCUUUCCAGGUAAACUUUGUUCUGUAAAAUAGACUUGCAAAUUGUUUGCCUGAGAUUCGUGAUAUUACUUUUCUAUUUUUACUGUUCACUUGAGAGGUCCAAUCCAUCUUAUAAUUACUCUGCAUAUAUGAUCUAAGAGCUCAAUUCCAGUAAACCUAUUACUGUAUAGCAUAUCAUAGAUCGAUUCAAGGUAUCAUGGGCAUAAUCCAAUCAAAUCCAAAGGGAUGGAAAAUUCUAUCCAAUGAAUUUAAAUUAUUUUCCCAAGGUCUCCCUUUUCAUUAGAAAUUGCUCCACUGACCUCAAAUGUAUAACUGUGUCUGAGAUUAUAAGUUUAAUACAUUUAAUACAUUACAAGGUUUAAUAUAUUUCUUAAUCCUCAAAUACUUUAAAAAUGCAUUGCACAUAAAUAUACAUGCAUAUGUAUACACCUAUGCACAUAUAUAUUUGCAGGUAUACAUAUAUUAUAUCCUAAAUAUAUAUCAUAUGUCCUAAAAAUGAGCCUUCAAAUCAAUGCGUACUAUAAAGGAUUGUUGUAGUAGCUGAAAUAUAAUAUUUCGUUUCAUGAGAAACAUAAUUCUCAUUCUUUUAGACAAAGUGAAAUGAGUGGAUUAUUUUUCCUUUUUGCAUUUUUACAAAUUAUUUCCCUAUUUUGAGAUGUGUAUAGUAUGGUUGGAUUUUGUGCAUAUGUUUGUUAGAUGAGGGAAAGAUACAGAGAGUAGAGUUUCACUCUUUUGCAUUCAUUUAAUUUGCUAUAGGGACUUUCUUAUUAUAACUUUACAAAUAUUUAUUUUACUAAAUAUUGACUCUGGAGAUUGGUAUCUGUGAAAUUUUAGUCUUUAUGCAGAGACAUAAUUUAGUUUUGAAUCCACAAACACAGGAAAAUGUUUUUCUCCUUUGAUCAGGAAUUGGACAUUUAAGGAAUAAUGCCACACUGUCAUAUCUUACAUUUUCUCAAGGGGCCAUCACUAUACUCCAUAUAACAAGAAUUUCUAUGUCUACCAUCUGAGGCCAACUUAGAAAAAUAUAGAGAGAUUUGUUAUCCUUUUUCUUAGAAACAUCAGAUCUUUGAAAUACUGGAGAAUUUUCUAUGUUCAAUUGCUCAGUCAUGAUAGUCAAUGUUGCUUUUGAUUUCUUUCUCAUUUCUAAAAACAGCAUUUCAUUUCAGUUUGUCAAACUUUACAUGAACUGAGGUUACUUUAAAUUGUUUUGAGACCUUAACUUCAUAUCCCAGUAGGCUAGAGUCAAUGGAUAAGUCCAAGAUUAUAUUCAUCAUGUUGGGGACAGACAGAUAGAUAGAUAGAUAGAUAGAUAGAUAGAUAGACAGACAGACAGAGAGAGAUAGAAAACAC